Fusarium venenatum is the source of this 1578-nucleotide messenger RNA. RefSeq names its product general substrate transporter. Gene Ontology annotation, cellular component: membrane. Lineage: Eukaryota; Fungi; Ascomycota; Sordariomycetes; Hypocreales; Nectriaceae. Gene Ontology annotation, molecular function: myo-inositol:proton symporter activity. Gene Ontology annotation, biological process: myo-inositol import across plasma membrane. The record is from RefSeq and is a predicted model, not a curated record.
AUGGACAGUUCCCAGGCGCCGCUGAUUGCGAGCCAUAGUGAUGAAGAGGAGGAGCUUGAAUAUGCGACCGAAGGGUCAAGGUCUCCCGUUGAAGCGGGCAAGACGGGAAGCGGAAUGCCUAGCACAUUUGUCCUGGCCCUGACUUUCGCCGCCGGUAUAAGCGGUCUACUUUUUGGAUAUGACACGGGUGUCGUAUCUGCUACCCUCGUUUCGAUAGGAACCUCGCUGUCGAACCGCGAACUCACCUCGAUGGAUAAAUCGAUCAUUACUUCUUCCACGUCGCUAUUCGCCCUGAUAAUAUCGCCGUUUUCCUCCGUUCUCGCCGAUCGCCUUGGACGCAAGCACGUCAUCCUCUACGCCGAUAUUCUCUUUAUUGCGGGCGCCCUACUACAAGCAUGGAGCUCCACGGUUCCGAUCAUGGUCGCAGGACGAUGUAUUAUCGGCGCAGGAGUAGGCGCAGCCAGUUUCGUCGUGCCGCUGUACAUUGCUGAGGUGGCGCCCGCUGCGCACCGAGGGCGUCUGGUUACGCUAAACAUUAUGUUUAUUACCUUGGGUCAGGUAAUCGCCUACAUCGUGGGAUGGGCCUUUUCGACAUAUGGUUCCCCAGCGACAGGAUGGCGAUGGAUGGUAGGGUUGGGUGCGUUGCCUGCGAUUCUACAGGGAGGCAUGAUCGCAUUUAUGCCCGAGACGCCGCGAUGGUUGGUGAAGGUUGGUAGAUCCGCCAUGGCUAAGGAAGUUAUUCGACGAGUAAACGGCGAUACAUUACAACACAACGCGGAUGCAGUUAUCAAAGAAAUCGAGCUCGAAGUACGAGAAGAGCACGAGGCGGAACGAUUGCGUGAUCAUCAGGCAUCUGGACGGUGGGAGUGGCUGGGUAGAUGGGGAAUACUUGUCAGCGAAGGGAGAAACCGCAGAGCCUUGGCUAUCGCGUGUCUGCUCCAAGGACUGCAGCAGCUUUGCGGCUUUAAUUCACUGAUGUACUUCUCUGCGACCAUCUUUACAGUUAUUGGCUUCCAAAGCCCUACGCUUACCUCGAUGGUAGUUGCAGUUACGAACUUUCUCGGCACUGUUGCUGCGCUGGGACUCGUUGAUCGCAUAGGCCGGAGAAGGGUGCUACUGUACUCGAUACCGUUCAUGAUCGUUGGUUUGUUGCUGUCGGCGUACGGCUUCUCGUUCCUUUCGCUGGCAACAGGAAUCAACACGACAGCCGGCGAACCUCCCGCCACGGCAGGACACGAAAUGGCGGCCCUCACCAUCCUUGUGAGUAUCAUGGUAUACGUCGCAGCGUACGCGCUGGGUCUCGGUAACGUCCCCUGGAUGCAAAGCGAGCUAUUCCCAUUGGCGGUUCGAUCGCUCGGUAGCGGUGUAGCAACGGCGACGAGUUGGGCUGCCAAUUUUGCUGUAGGGUUGACGUUCCUUCCAUUGAUGGACCUGUUGAGUCCAUCUUGGACGUUCGUUUUGUAUGCGAUUAUAUGUUGUGGUGGGUAUUUCUUGGUAUGGCGCAUCUAUCCCGAGACGGCAGGGUUGAGUCUUGAAGAAGCGACAGCCCUGUUGGACGACGGUUGGGGCGUGCGAUGA